Molecule: messenger RNA, 979 nt
Organism: Seminavis robusta
Lineage: Eukaryota; Bacillariophyta; Bacillariophyceae; Naviculales; Naviculaceae
Source: the annotation of a GenBank genome assembly
GCUGUAUUAUUAUUGUUAUCCUGGACGCACCCAAACACCCACCAACAACGCGCCGUUGUUCGUUGCGAAAGAAUGAGUGGCCGUUGCCAAGAUGCUUGUGAAUACGAUAGGACAGCGGGUCUUGACAUCCCUGACAACAAUUCCUGUGGGAGCUCAAGGAUGGUAUCCCAUUAUCGGCAUUACGGCAGCGACUACAGCGGCCGCUGGUGUGGGAUCUUUGGCUACUGGAUUCAUCGAACUGGAUAAUUUUUCGCCGCCACCUCCAUCUGAUUUGUGGCGUCCUCUGAGUGCCUUUGUCGUACCCGGACUCCUGGAAGAAGUGAUUUGGAGAGCGGCACUCCUCCCAACCCCCGCGGCACCCACGACGUUGUCCACCAUUCUGCAGCAUGCGACGCAAACAGCCGCAACAAUCAACUGCCCCACUACCUUGACGCUGUACAAGACUGCCCUGACCGUGCUCGCGGUCCAUGUGGCGUCGCAUCCCGUCUUUUCCGCCGUGGCAUAUCCCCGUGGCAAACAAGUCUUUGGAGACCCGCGCUUUUUGUUCUUGGCCACCAUUGUCUUGGGUGGAACCACCUUGUCGUAUAUCGUGAGCGGGGGAAGCGUGUGGGCGGCUGUUCUGACCCAUGGAUUGCCAGUGGCGCUGUGGCGUGAUUUCUUUGGUGGGGAACGAGCUCUGCAAAAAGGGAAGGAUGCAUAGAAAGAUGAAUUGUAGAUAUAUCGUAGGAGUGGCCAACUGGGCUAUAGCUAGCUAGUUAGAUGUGUUAUUAAUUUGUUGACCAUAUCACAUUGCCUGCAGCAAUUGAUGCUACCGUACUGUGUUCUGUUGCAGAUGCUAGAACUUCUGCAACCACAAACAAGCUUCAAUAUUGAUAACAGCGGAUAAUCCACAAUAUAGAACCAUCAGAACUUGUUUUGAUCUCCUCCAAAACGAGCCAAAAUGUGAUUUUCUUUUGAGUCCAAAAUGCGCGAAACCGAC